This is a messenger RNA of Penicillium riverlandense, 3345 nucleotides long. Its product is annotated as dDENN domain protein. Gene Ontology annotation, cellular component: cytoplasmic vesicle. The record is from RefSeq and is a predicted model, not a curated record. The transcript has 3 exons. Lineage: Eukaryota; Fungi; Ascomycota; Eurotiomycetes; Eurotiales; Aspergillaceae. Gene Ontology annotation, biological process: regulation of Rab protein signal transduction. Bases 1 to 3345 code for a protein of 1114 amino acids.
AUGCCCUCGCAGAGGGCCCCUCUCGCAGACUACUUCUGGAUCGCCGGUGUGGACGGCGCCGAGGUCCUGGAGACCUUCAAGCGAUUAGGCGAGGACUAUCGCAUAAAUGGCGCCGCAUCCCCCGGCCCCGCCCUGGCAGAUGUAAUUCAGGAAGACGCAGAGGAGGAGCACAAACCCACAGGGAGUUCAUCCCGGCCGACUUCCAUGCUGUUUGUGGGCAACGAGCGCCGGGGCUCCAACAACCGGCUCUCCACGCUCUCCAGGGACUCGGAGCAGUCCAAUGGGACCAGCAGCAACCGCAGCAGCGUGACCGUCAAGGGUGCGACGCCCUCGCCGCGUGGCCAGUCGAUGUUUAUGGAGGAUUUCGAUUUUGAUCAGGCGCUCCUGAAGUUCGCGUCGGAGAGGGACACCUUCCUGACGGACUUGAGUCUGAGUGCGGGGGCCAUCACUCCGAACUCGCGCCCGCGGUCACGCGUGCGCACCCAGAAGAUUGUCGAUGAGGCGCCGUCCCCGGGGUCCAACAAUCUUCUCCGAUCGGGCAUUGGGAGUGUGCGCCGUCACAUGUCGUUUCGCGACAUGAAUAGUAUGAAAAGGCAGCCGUCUGUAGCUCGUCAAGCUUCCGUGCGAACCUCCCGACGAUUGAGCAACUACAAUUCCGUGAUCCCUGUCCCACAACCCCUCGAGAUCUCCCCCUCCAUGCAUCCUCUUAAACGCCGGUUCGAACCCGUUCUCCUCGAUCGAUACCCCACCCGAGGCAUGUCGGAGGAGAUGAAGCAGCGCGGCAAUCUUCCUGACUAUGUUCCCAUGUUCGCCUUUCCGAAUGAUAUCAAUAUUGUUUCGUCGGACCAGCGUCCGCGGUCUACCUGGCACGGGUUUGCCAUGACCACGGACAAUGGCUCGAAACUGCAUGCGAUCUGUGUGAUUGUUUGGAUUCCCCUCAACCAGCGAGCAGCGGAGGAGUUGGAGAAGCGCUGUGAAGAGUGGCGGAGAGAUAACAUGACAGACGAGGAACGUGAGCUGGCAGCCAGUUUGGGUGAGAGAUUGGCAUCUGAGCGGGCCAAAUUGUCGCAACUGUUGGCGAAGCUCCCGACGGUCCUCUCCGGGUCAGACUCACGCGAGCAGCUCGAAGAUGAGAUCAGUGCGGUGGAAGAGAAGAUUGGAUUGAUGACCGACUUGCUGCGUCCUGUGCGACACGGCGCAGCCUCCAAGAUUGAGGGCUUGACCGACGGCGAUACUGGCUUUUGGAUCCCCCGGGCCUACGGUCUUCUUGGACGAGAGAGCACGAUGACUACUUUCUGGAAGGAAUGGUUGAAGGCCGUGAUUGUGCCCAUGACGGAGGGCGCUGUUCAGCGUGUGCCGCCUCCUUCGCCGCGGAUGGGCCUUUGGCAGCCAUUGGAGCGAUAUGUGAUGAACCUGUGCACCGAAGCAUUCUGCCCGGUCUCGUCCAAGACCCAGGUUGAAUUGGCCAUUCGGGAAUUGCGACUGUUUGCGCGGAAAGAGGCGCCCAAUGAGCUUCCAGGCUCCCGAAAUACUGAUCUUUACGCGCUGUUCCGAACCCUGUCCGUCCCCAAUAUCGUCAUUCUGUUCGAGUACGCCCUCACGGAGUCACGAAUCAUCUUCCUCUCAUCUCACACUUCUAUGCUCUAUCUUGCGACUCGGGCUUUGGUUGAUCUUCUGUUCCCACUUCAAUGGACCGGUGUGCUCAUUCCGGUGCUUCCCGCGCGUUUGGUUCAAGCCAUCGAGGCACCAUGCCCAUACAUCGUGGGUAUUGAACGGCGCUAUGAGAAGGUGGAGUUGCCAACCGACGACUUUGUUCUGGUGGACCUGGACUCCGAUAUGAUCGAAAGUACCAUACGGCCCACUCCACUUCCGCGUCACCAGCGUCGAAAGCUUUUGUCACUCUUGCAGAUGGCUGCCCCUCAUCACACUCGCUGCGGUGUCCCCACUGGCCCACCUGCAUACGCCAUUGAGACAUAUCCCUGGGACACUUUCUUGACGGAAAACGCGGCCACUUUCUCCUCCAAAGCACCGCCGACCAAUCUGGCGAAGUAUGUCAGUCUCAACUCCGGCGCAUUUGGCCCGAAUGCCGUGAUUCCGGGGUCUUACCAGGCACCAAUCUUCAACACCUUCUUGCAUGCCCGCCAUGAGGCCCCUUCGCGUGGCUUUUCCUCCAAGAGCUAUGAACGCCCAGGGACGGCCUCGACUUCCAGGGCAGGAGCCUCUCCUCCAUCUCCCAGAGAGAGCUCGCCCUCUUCCGGACACUUUCCUCCGCCUCCGCCAACACCGUCGUCACGGACAGACUCUGGUAUGGCUCUGCAGGCUUCGCUGCGUGAAAAGCGCUCUGGCCACUUUGAUGCGAUGUCGCGGAGAAGCUCUUCCUUUGGAGCGGAAAUGCGAGGUAUCACACGACGCCCUAGUGUACCCUUCCUCGGACACGCAUCCAACCUGUCGGUGACCACCUUGAACACCGUUUCUGGCCACGGAUCGACCUAUGCACCAUCGGUGUACGCUCAAUCGACCAUCGCUGCGUCCACAAUCGUUCCACAAGCCACGGUUCAGCCUGUCACCAACGCCGAAGGCACCUGCUGGAUCGAGGGCCACCUUUUCCAAACCCAGCCGUGGGAUGAGAAGAUGGUUUGCGGUAUUUGCGAUGAUCAUGCGGAGGAAGGAAUGUAUAGGUGUUCUGCAUGCCAGCUCACCGUCCAUAACCGCUGCGCCUCCCAGGUUUGCCUGGUGUGCGACGCAGCAUUCCACCCAGACCAAAUUCGCGCCGCUUUCGUUCGAUGCUUUGCCAGCCUGUUCUAUACUUACAAGAAGUUUCUUCAUCCCGCGAGCAGUGACAAGAAGAAAUCCGGCAUGUAUUACCAAUUUAACAUGGAGGCUUUCAUGAAGAGCAUGCCGCACGAACACGCCGAAUACAUUGCAGUUCUGCAGCAGACGCAAGGCUUCAACGAGUUCAUCAGUGAACGAGAGCGCACAAGCCCCAAGGCCAAGGACUCGAAAAUGGCCCUCUUCGACGAAAUCAUUCUCUCCAAGCGCAACCGCGGCCGAACAUCGAUCUUCUCCGGCCGCUCAACGACAGACUUCUUGUCAGACACCUCGAACCACCUCUGGCGCACAGCCAGCGCCACCUUCUUCGCCCCAACCAGCCGCAGUCAGCAGAACCUCUCUGGCGAGUACCACACUCGCGGUCCGACCCGCGCCCCGGCAAAACUGGACACCAGUCUAAUGAAAGAACCCCGCAUGAUCCACGGUGCUCCACGGGUGUCCAAGACGGCGAAUAACGCCCGCAGGAAGCCUUUACCUAAGCUGAUGAAUGGCUUGGCUAUCUCGCCGCCCAGUUAG